CGGAGGCGGCUCUGGUGGAGCGGGUGGGGGAAGGGCGAGCGGUGGAGCUUCGGCGGCAGGGAUGGAGCACCAUCAGCCCGCCAGCCGCUACCAAGUGCUUCACAAUGAGGAUGACCCUCCUGAAUCUUCAGUGGCUGAGCAGCCUUCUACUUCUACAGAGACGACACAGACUCCUCAGACAGCAGCCUUAUCUGAAGCAGAUACCUCCCCACCACCUUACUGUAGCAUAGGCGUAGAAGCAGCUGCAACCUCAGAAACACACAAUGAAUUUUAUCCUGUACCACCUCCAUACAGUGUAGCUACCUCUCUUCCUACUUACGAUGAAGCAGAGAAGGCCAAAGCUGCAGCAAUGGCAGCUGCUGCAGCAGAAGUUACCCAACGUGAAGAAGAGUAUCCACCACGGGAUGAUUUCAGUGAUGCAGAUCAGCUUAGAGUGGGCAAUGAUGGCAUCUUCAUGUUGGCAUUUUUCAUGGCAUUUAUUUUCAACUGGAUUGGAUUUUGUUUAUCCUUCUGUAUAACCAAUACCAUAGCUGGAAGGUAUGGUGCAAUCUGUGGAUUUGGUCUGUCUCUGAUCAAAUGGAUUCUCAUUGUACGGUUUUCAGAUUACUUUACUGGAUAUUUCAAUGGACAGUACUGGCUUUGGUGGAUAUUUCUGGUACUUGGACUCCUCCUGUUCUUUCGAGGCUUUGUCAAUUAUCUUAAAGUCAGAAACAUGUCUGAAAGCAUGGCAGCUGCUCACAGAACAAGAUUCUUUUUCUUGUAUUAAAGACUGCAUCAAACAGACAUUCCUUUCUUGUACCAGUGUGAAAUUUCCAGAUGAUCCCUAAUCCUGCAAGUUAAUAGGAUAGAAGACUACUAAAAAAAGAAGACAAAUAAGUGAAGAUACUGCUUCUAAAUAGAAUGACAGGAUGGCUUAUGCUCAAGUGCCAGUUGUAGUCAUUCUAAUAAAUAUUUAUAAUUGCUGCCUUUUGUUUCAGCACAUCUGCAUACAUGCUUACUAAAAAAACAGUAGUGCUGAAGUAAGAACAAACCAUCUAUUAGUAUUGAUUAGGUACAGUCAGACUUGGUUAAUCUGUGCUUGUUUUACCUGACACGUGUAAGUGGUAACUUGUUUCACAAAAUGUGUGUACCACUGACUUGUUGAUCUGAAGUUUGAGUAAAAUGAAAUGCAUUAAAUGAUUUAGAUUAACCAGUUCAGACAAUUUUUUCUAUAAUUUAGAUUCAUCUAAUGAUUAUGUAGAACAAUUUUACUAUUUACUAAAACUGAAAAUUUCCUUGGUGUCACGAACUUGCGUUCAUCAAUAUUUUAUUGAAUUCACACCAGAAUACUGGUUUACUUAGGGAUGAUACCCCACAUUGAGUCCCCUGUAAAUAAUUCUGCUUAGAUUACUAUUUAAAUUGCUUCUUAGGAACUGUGUCAAAAUAUAUUUUGUAACAGUAUAUUCUCCAAAUUGUUUAAUCUGCAUAAGAGCUAUAUGCAUUUUUUUGUUAAUUUGACUAUUUGGGUAUAAUUACUAUCAGAUGUAAUUUUUGAGGUAAAGGCAUUGAAUUGGUUAUCAUCACAGCUUUCCUCACAUGGAUUUUAGCAGGAAAGGGCUUGAGUCGGAAAGCCCUCAUUCUUAUGUAUGUAAGAAUGAUCCCAUUACUUGAUGGAGCUCAUGUUAGCAGGGAUGGACAGCCUUGCACCUGUAGUCCUGGAUUAUGCAGUUGGAUCCUUGUGUAUGCACCUUUGUUCCUGAAACAGUGUAUUGCAAAUGUAUUCCCUGAUUUAUAACACUGACUCUGUUUAAAAAUUCUCGAGUUUGAUAUAAACUCAACAUCUAUUUAGGAUAUUCUCAAGAAAAAGAGGAAAAAAAUUCUCUGCCAUUUCAUAAGAAUAAACUAAAUGCAAGAUAACUUUGGAAAUAAUCUAUGAAGGAAAAGAAAUCUUACUUUUAAAGCUCUGAAAUUGGAAAAAGUGUGUUGCACUUCUCUCAGUGUUCAUUUAAGUUAUACCAUUACUUUGCUAUUAAAUAUCAUCUCUUUGGGGGUUACUCUAAGUGUUAAUGCACAUUUGAUUCCCUUUAAUGUUUAUCAUUUAUACUUCUACCUAAGAAGGAGAAUGCAUCUCUCAGUCCUUUGUACAACUGGAAUCUCAGUUGCAAAAUACAUUGGUUGUUGGUUGCACCUUUGGGGAAAAAAAUUACAAAUACUUUCCUCCAGUUUUUAUAUUAGGAUUCUGCCUUUUUAUUACUAACAUUAAAAAUGAGAUUUAUGUUUUGAGUUAGUGCUGUAUUCAAUUUUGUAUCUGUAAUGAAUGUUUAAAAUAUGCAUAUGUAAACUGGUUACAUUAUUAGUUUUCUUAAUCUUUCAGAGAUACUGAAAGUGAUUAAAACCUUAGGGGCACCUUCACUUCCCCGCCUUUUAUGGAAAGUAAAAUUAAGUAGAAGUUCCUUCUAAACUUAGCUGUUGGUUUCUCUGUUCUUUUGCAUCCAUUGUCCUUAUGAAAUAAGAAACAGAUAAUAAAACAGUGCUUUGUUUUGCUAA
Messenger RNA from Lagopus leucura (white-tailed ptarmigan), 2526 nucleotides. RefSeq names its product Nedd4 family interacting protein 2 (gene NDFIP2). Gene Ontology annotation, cellular component: Golgi apparatus; perinuclear region of cytoplasm; endoplasmic reticulum. NCBI's taxonomy places the organism in Eukaryota, Metazoa, Chordata, Aves, Galliformes, Phasianidae. The coding region runs from base 62 to 766 and encodes 234 amino acids. Gene Ontology annotation, biological process: metal ion transport; ubiquitin-dependent protein catabolic process; vacuolar transport. The transcript is spliced from 8 exons. The record is from RefSeq and is a predicted model, not a curated record. Gene Ontology annotation, molecular function: WW domain binding.